AUGAAUACAAUGAUCGGCCGUAGGCCCCUGGUAGCUCUAGUAGCGGUGUUGAUGUUCCUUCUCCGGCCAGCUGCGACGGCGGCAGCGAGUGGCCACGCUGCGGACCGCAUCGACCGUCUGCCUGGACAGCCGCCGGUGGACUUCGACAUGUACUCAGGGUACAUCACGGUGGAGAAGAGCGCCGGACGGUCGCUGUUCUAUCUGCUACAGGAGGCGCCUGAGGAGGCCCAGCCGGCGCCGCUGGUGCUCUGGCUCAACGGCGGGCCCGGCUGCUCCUCCAUCGCGUACGGCGCCUCCGAGGAGCUCGGCGCGUUUCUCAUCACGCCGCGUGGCGCGGGCCUCUUCUUGAAUGAGUACCGGUGGAACAAAGUGGCCAACAUCCUCUUCUUGGACUCGCCGGCCGGCGUCGGAUUCUCGUACACCAACACCACCUCCGACCUCUACACCUCCGGCGACAACAGGACAGCUCAUGACUCCUACACUUUCUUGGCAAAAUGGUUCGAGAAGUUCCCACAUUACAAGUAUCGCGAUUUCUACAUUGCUGGCGAGAGCUAUGCAGGGCACUAUGUCCCGGAGUUAUCCCAGCUCGUCCACCGGAACAACAAAGGCAUCGAGAAACCCAUCAUCAACUUCAAAGGGUUCAUGAUCGGGAAUGCUGUGAUCGACGACUACCACGACUACCGCGGCACGUUCGAGUUCUGGUGGAACCACGGGCUGGUCUCCGACGAAACCUACCGCCUCCUCAACCGCUCAUGCAUCGAUGACUCCUCCGUCCACCCGUCGCCGGCGUGCGGUGCCGCGUUCAACGUCUCAAUGGAGGAGCAGGGAAACAUCGACUUGUACAGCAUCUACACGCCCACCUGCAACGAGACGGCGACGGCUAGCCGACGGCGGCCAAGGGGACGCUACCCAUGGAUGACCGGAUCGUAUGACCCGUGCACUGAUCGAUACUCCACGGCCUACUACAACCGGCCGGAUGUGCAGAGGGCUCUCCACGCCAACGUCACCGGCGCCAUAAACUACCCCUGGGUGACCUGCAGUGACCCCAUCUAUAACAACUGGCGUGAUGCUCCGAGGUCCAUGCUUCCUAUUUACAAAGAGCUUAUUGAAGCUGGUCUAAGGAUAUGGGUCUUCAGCGGAGACACGGACGCAGUAGUCCCCUUGACAGCAACGAGAUACUCCAUCGGCGCUAUGGGUCUUGCAACCACUAAUAGUUGGUAUCCUUGGUAUGAUGUCCAAGAGGUUGGCGGUUGGAGCCAGGUAUACGAGGGCCUCACAUUGGUGACUGUCCGAGGCGCGGGUCAUGAGGUUCCUCUGCACCGUCCACGACAAGCCCUCAUCAUGUUUCAGCACUUCCUCCAGGGCAAGCCCAUGCCAGGACAUACAACAAAUGGAACUUUGGCUUAACAAAGAAAUAGAUAGAAGUUAAACUGUAAUCUAGCUGUGGAAGCAAUCUAUACCUAAUGUAUAUAUAUCUAUAGCAAAUAAUAAAGAAGUUAAUGUUUCCUUGA
This is a messenger RNA of Lolium rigidum, 1511 nucleotides long. Its product is annotated as serine carboxypeptidase 2-like. Gene Ontology annotation, biological process: proteolysis. NCBI's taxonomy places the organism in Eukaryota, Viridiplantae, Streptophyta, Magnoliopsida, Poales, Poaceae. The transcript is spliced from 9 exons. The record is from RefSeq and is a predicted model, not a curated record. Gene Ontology annotation, cellular component: vacuole. Bases 1 to 1407 code for a protein of 468 amino acids. Gene Ontology annotation, molecular function: serine-type carboxypeptidase activity.